GGUCGAGGCUACCUGCCUACGCAGCACUAUUUUUGUUUUGUUUUCCGUCUGAGACGGUAAAAACGGUUCUGGCCUGUUUCCUGCUCACAGUCAAGCUCGUUGAUCUAGCUCUAGAUGGCAGCUGCUCCAAUAAUCCCAGUUGUUGAGGCGCACGUCGGCAAUAUCGACUACAACGUGACAGUUAAAGAUGUAGUUGAGUAUUUCUCUUCCUACGGUAGUGUGGUGCAAUGCAAGCUACUAGCAGGUGAUCGAGGAAGAGGACGACGUCACAAAGGGUGCGGAUUUGUAAAAUUUGCAAGCGUUCAAGACCUAGAAGUUGUUCUCAGUGCUUCUCACACGUUUCGCGGUCGUAAGCUUAAGGUCAGUAAAUCGAAUCAUGCUGGAGGACUGGCACUGAAAGACGAAAGCGGUAUUUUCCUGUUCCACCAUGGUCGUCUACAUGUAGGAGUGUACAUGACCGAGCGGGGACAAUUCUUACGUAAGUGGGAAGUCCCCAUUGAUGUGUUGACGGUCGUCAACUUUCAACGCCGUUUUGUCAAGUUCUCGUUUUCUUACGACGAAGGUUUUAGGAAACGUAAAGUGCACAUCAAGCAUAACCUAGACGACAUCGUAGAAAUGAUUGACACAAAAUGUAGCGAUCAUUCGCGGUUUCUGGAACGAAACGCCAUUAUUUUCAGAAGCCAAUCUGCCCCGAGGUUGAACGAAGAAGAGAUCGACAGUCUGAGUGAACUUUUGCAAGAUCUAGUUUGGGAGAGCAUUCCUACAGAUGAUGAGAGCAAUACAGUAAAACGAGUCACCGACUUUACACCAGACAAGUCUUUGAGCGUCUGCUUCGACUACAUGUUGGUAGCAACGGACAUCUCUCGUAGUAUUUCAAACUUCAAAUCUACAGCUGAAAGAUACGGCCACGAAGUUACUCCACCUGCCACUGGUCGUGGUACCACCCCCAUCACGAAUCUCGCCCCACAGCCCAAAUUUCCUGUUGCUUCCUUGUUGCCAUAUAAAGUGUUGUUUCAAAUUGAUGUUCUCGUUGCAGAAGGCAUUCUGUACCAAGAUCUAAUUCCCCUUGCCUUCUACCAGCUACUGAAAGAGAUUAAGAAGGAGAAAACUGCUAUCAGAUGUCUAGAGAUGCUCCUGCAGAGUGGAAUGUAUCCUAUUGAGGAUCCGGUCUCGGCUCUGAGAGACACAAUCCAGAGGGUACGUGUGGGCGGAACCGACGCAGGACGGGUGACCAUAGAGAAGCCCAACCUUGAUCCUUCUACAGCCGUUCCUAUUCACCGAGUGUUUGUUACUCCUCUGAGAACAAUCUGCUGGGGUCCGGAAACGGAUACUCCCAAUCGAGUAAUCAGACAAUUUUCCCAACAUCUUGACAGAUUUCUAAGAGUGUCAUUUACAGAUGAAGAUUGGAACAAACUACAGGUUGGCAAAUCAGAAGAAAGUGUGGAAGAAAUCUAUGAUAGAGUUCGACGCACCCUCAGAGAUGGUCUAGUUGUUGGCCAUCGCCGUUUUGAAUUUCUGGCCACUUCAUCGAGUCAACUCCGCGAGCAUGCCUGCUGGUUCUUUGCUUCUACUGGAUACCUGACAGCAGACUAUAUCCGUUCUUGGAUGGGAGACUUUUCCAGUAUUAGAAAUGUAGCUAAAUACGCAGCACGCAUGGGUCAGUGCUUCUCCAGUACAGUUACAGGUCAAGAGUGCGCGGUGAAGAAGGAUGAGUUUGAAUAUGUGAGAGAUAUCAAGACAUCGGACCUGAAAUACACUUUUACUGACGGCAUUGGCGCCAUUUCUCCAGAGUUUGCCAGAGUGGUAGCAAAAAGCGUGGGCCGCCUUAAAGGAAGAAAACCGUCUGCAUUUCAGAUCCGAUUUGCUGGUUCCAAGGGUGUGGUUGCUGUUGACGAAAGAAUGAGAGGAGGACACGUCAAGCUACGACUACGUCCAAGCAUGAGAAAAUUCGAAUCUGAUCAUUUCUACGUCGAGGUCUGCAAGACGUCGAGCCUCAUGCCUUGCUUUCUCAACAGACAGAUCGUUACGCUUCUCUCCACGCUUGACAUCCGCGAUGAAGUCUUUCUCAAACGACAAACCGCUAUGGUCGCAGAUUUGAACCAAAUGCUCUACAACGCCAAGAUUGCAGUCAACCAUCUCAAGCAAUCUUGUAAUCCAAGUCCAAAAUCUACUUUGGGAAGAAUCAUCGAGAUGAUGGAGUCCGGUUUCGACAUGAAAGAACCGUUUCUUCAAGGAGUUCUGAAGGCUUAUCGUCUGGCUCAAUUGCAGGACCUCCGCAAUAGAGCACGGAUAUAUCUCAAGGAAGGAGCAUGUCUCAUGGGUGUAAUAGACGAGACGAGAACAUUAAAGUACGGUCAAGUGUUUGUGCGCGUAUCCAACCCGGCCAAUCCCGGAGCUGGUCCCACGACUAUACAAAAGAGAGUUGCCAUAGCAAAAAAUCCCUGUUUUCACCCUGGCGACGUUCGUUCUGUAGAAGCAGUCGAUGUACCGCAACUUCACCACUUGGUAGAUUGUCUCGUCUUUCCUGCCGACGGUCCCAGACCACUGACAGACCAAUGCUCUGGAUCCGACUUAGACGGAGAUCUCUACUUUGUCACAUGGGAUAGAGAACUCAUUCCGUUCGUGCAAUACGAGCCAAUGGAUUAUCAGGGCAUCACGCCCAAACCGAUUGAACACCCGACAUCUAUAAAGACGUCAGAUCUGCACGAUUUCUUCAUUAAAUACAUUAAGAACGAUCAACUGGGGCCGAUCGCCAACGCCCAUCUCGUAUGGUCAGAUCACAGCCUCCAAAAAGCUUUAGAUCAGAAAUGUCUCAAGCUGGCUGAACUACACUCGGUAGCAGUUGAUUACCCCAAAACUGGCGUACCAGCGGUCAUGACACCUGAUCUGAGACCUCAAUUUUAUCCAAACUUCAUGAACAAGACCGACCGCGUUCAGUACAGGUCUCAGUCUGUGGUCGGCAAACUAUUUGCAGAAGUCGAUGACGACUUUGAACGCGAAAAGCGAACAAUAGACGACGAUUACAAUGCUCGCACCAGCUUUGAUCACAGCCUUGUAAUGAGUGGAUUCCAUGAAUACGUUGACAAAGCGCAACAUCUCCGAGAAAGCUACAAUCAUGAUCUGAGAGGAAUUAUGGAAAAAUACGAUAUCAAAAAAGAAAGCGAGGCAGUAACAGGAAACGUUUUACGGGUAGGGCGAAAGCUUAGACGGACCAAGCUGGCCGACAUUCGCUUACAGAUUCGACUAGAAGUCAACGAACUGAUAAAAAGUUAUCGCGUACCAUUUGAUCAAGAGUUUCAGCACGAUGACGGUUCGACGUCUCGACGUCUCAGAGUAGCGUCUGCAUGGUACUGCGUCACCUAUUCUCCCGACCUGAGGCCAGAAUUGGUUAGAUCGACUGCUGGUCGAUAUAAGAAGCCGCUUCUUAGUUUCCCGUGGAUUCUCACCGACUGUUUGUGCGAAAUAAAACAAAGUCGUCCGGCCAGUGGGCGACCUGCUCGUGUAUGAACCCCACAACCGUGAUAGCCAACAAGAGGAACGAAUUUUUGUUGUCGUUGUUGUUACAUCGGGAGGACAAAAUAGCAAAGACACGAUUUGCGCUCUGUAUAGAGGUAUAGAUAGCCAUGCUUGCACAGGAAAAGUCCUAGAAUGCCAU
Molecule: messenger RNA, 3655 nt
Organism: Corticium candelabrum
Lineage: Eukaryota; Metazoa; Porifera; Homoscleromorpha; Homosclerophorida; Plakinidae
Exons: 3
Coding region: 115-3507 (1130 amino acids)
Biological process (GO): siRNA processing
Cellular component (GO): nuclear RNA-directed RNA polymerase complex
Molecular function (GO): RNA-directed RNA polymerase activity; RNA binding
Source: RefSeq, a predicted model, not a curated record